CUCUUCCUCAUGUGUGUAACCGUCCCUUUACCGCGGGGAUGUCAACCGCGGGCUCGGUAUCUAUGAGCUCGGCAGAACAAUCCAAUCUUGACUUCGGCUCUGCCUAUGACGGUAUCCAGCUGUCCUGGCUGAGAUGCGAGCUCAUAUUCCCAUCCCCGGAGUGCACAUAGUGGAGCAUAUUUCUCGAGCAUGAAGGUCUUGCCUCACCAGUCUCACUUUCGCCAAUUGAUUAACCUCUUGUUGGAUAAUACUUGUGUAGCAACUUUGAUAAUAAUGGCCGCUCUUCAAAAGGUAUACGUCGUCGGUGUGGGACUGACCAAAUUCGUCAAGCCAAGAGGACUCGUCGACUAUCCCGACCUGGGCUUCGAGGCUGGUGUCAAAGCCCUUUUGGAUGCGGGAAUAAACUAUGAUGAGGUCCAGCAAGGCAUUGCUUGCUAUGUAUAUGGCGACAGCACAUGCGGCCAACGUGUUUUCUACCGCUUUGGCAUGACCCAAAUCCCCAUCUAUAAUGUAAAUAACAAUUGCUCGACCGGCAGCUCCGGCAUCUACCUUGCACGGCAGCUCAUCUCCCACAACGCCGCAGAUUGCAUCCUCGUCGUCGGCUUCGAAAAGAUGUUCCCCGGCUCCCUCAAGACAAACUUUCCCGACCGAACACCCCCCAAUGACCGCACCGUUGCCAUGAUGCGCGCCACUCGCGGCUUUUCUGACACCACUCCCCGCGCGCCUCAAACUUUUGGCAAUGCUGGCAGAGAGUACAUGGAGAAGUACGGCGCGACAGCCGAUGACUUCGCAGAGAUCGCCCGUAUCAACCAUGCGCAUAGCGCGAAGAAUCCGUACUCACAGUUCCGCGACGUCUAUAGCCUUGAGCAGAUCAAGAACUCACCGAUGGUUCACGCGCCCCUCACAAAGCUUCAGUGCUGCCCGACUUCUGACGGCGGCGCCGCGGCCGUUAUUGUAUCCGAGAAGUGGCUUGAAGCGCACCCGCAUCUCAAGAGCCAAGCAAUACUCAUCGCCGGCCAGCAUAUGGCAACCGACAGCCCGGCGUUAUACUCGCGAUCGGCUAUCGACCUCGUAGGGAUGGAGAUGACACGCACAGCAGCGCGUGUAGCCAUGUCCGAGGCAGGAAUUACAGCCGCAGAUGUCAAAGUCUGCGAGCUGCACGACUGCUUCUCCGCAAAUGAGAUGAUCACUAUAGACGGUUUGGGGCUCUCGGCUCCGGGCAAAGCGCACGAGCUUGUUCGCGCCGGCGGAAUCACGUUUGGUGGGCAGGUAGUGGUGAAUCCGAGCGGUGGCCUGAUUAGCAAGGGACACCCGCUGGGAGCGACGGGACUGGCGCAGUGUGCAGAGCUGUGCUGGCAUUUGAGAGGAUGGGCAACGAAUCGCCAUGUGGAGGGCGCGAGGUAUGCACUGCAGCAUAACCUUGGGUUGGGAGGGGCGGCGGUGGUGACAGUGUAUAAGAGGGCGGAUGGGAAGUUGAAUGGGCUGGUAGAAGAUGUGGCGGGGGUUAGUAAGUCAAAGUAUAAUCCUGCUGUUGAGGCGAGAGAGCCGACGCAGGAGGAUGUGGCGACGGUUAUUAGUCGAACAAAAUCAAGUGAGUGGAUGGUUACAGAGAAGAAAAUACAGGCCCAGUUGUAAGCGGCUCGUAUUCAAGAAGGUUGGGUUGCUGAAAUGCAGACGGU
This is a messenger RNA of Pseudogymnoascus verrucosus, 1679 nucleotides long. RefSeq lists its product as uncharacterized. Lineage: Eukaryota; Fungi; Ascomycota; Leotiomycetes; Thelebolales; Thelebolaceae. The transcript has 2 exons. The record is from RefSeq and is a predicted model, not a curated record. The coding region runs from base 190 to 1635 and encodes 481 amino acids. Gene Ontology annotation, molecular function: acyltransferase activity, transferring groups other than amino-acyl groups.